Messenger RNA from Paramecium pentaurelia, 614 nucleotides. NCBI's taxonomy places the organism in Eukaryota, Ciliophora, Oligohymenophorea, Peniculida, Parameciidae. The record is from the annotation of a GenBank genome assembly.
AUGGUAUAAUUUUUUAUCAUUGCAGCAAAUAUUGUAGAUAAACUGAAUAGAUUUAUAGAAGCAAUAAAAUAAUAUGAUUCAGCUAUUCAGAAAAAUCCCGAAAAUUCAGAUUUAUAUUAUGGCAAAGGUAUAAAUUAAUGAUGUAUAUUUUCUUAGCUAUUACUUUAGAAAAGAUGAAUAGAUAUGAAGAAGCAUUGGAGAAUUAUGAUUUAGCAAUUCAAANUACCAGCUCAGGCUAUUGUUAUAAAGAGGAAUUAGAGAUAUGGAAAAAAUUUCAAAUAUUAUGCUUUUCUCAAAUGUUAGUUAUUUAAUAGAUACCGAAAACAAUUUUACCAAUUUAAGCUUUUGUAAUUAGAUUAUGCAUGAAUAAUAAUAAAUAGAUUUAAUACUGUCUUAAAAUCUCUAUAAAAAGAUUUGUAAAAAACUUAACAUAUUCAUAAUUUAUCAAUUUGAUUACUGCAGUGGAUUUUCAAAAUAUUUUAUUCCUUUAUUGUAUUCUAGUCUCUUGCGAUAAUGACUUUUCAAACAUAAUAAUAAGUGGAUUUUAUAAAUAUAAAUAUAUAUUAUCUGUGUAUUAAAUAUUGCUGCUGUCAAAUCUCAUAAUCCAUUCAUGA